Medioppia subpectinata is the source of this 1428-nucleotide messenger RNA. The record is from the annotation of a GenBank genome assembly. NCBI's taxonomy places the organism in Eukaryota, Metazoa, Arthropoda, Arachnida, Sarcoptiformes, Oppiidae.
AUGGAGACGACGACCGAUGGCUAUAAGACAUCGACAGAAGCGUCAAAAAGUUCGAGUGAAGAUUCAAGUGUUAUAUCGACUCAAACCGAUGUCUCGCAAACCACUACAGAAGCACCAAAAGAUUUGACACAAACACAAACCACUGGUUUUAGUCAAACUACAAAAUUACACGAAUCUUUCACUGAAAGCGUGACGACAGGCAGACCUGAAUCGACUGAUUUGCCACAAACUACCGUUUCUUCGGCUGAAAUCACUGAUAAAACAACAGUUAUUUCUGGCGUUGAAACGAAAGAUUCAUCAAUGAGUCCAACGAUUGCAGACAUUUCAACGGAAACAACGAGUAAAGAGUCGGUCACUAUUGGAUCCACAGAAACCUCGCCGACAACUCAUAAAUUAGAAGAUAUGACACAAACUUCAAUAUCUCCUAAAGAGCCGAGUAUUGAAACAACAACAGAGUUAUUGACAACACUUAGUAAAGAAUCAGUUUCUAUGGGAUCAACAGAGAGUCCAACAGAAAGUUCGCCAGAAGUUAUCACUGAAUUAUCAAAGGGUUCGACUGAAGACAUAAUGACGAGUCAAUUCCCACAAACGACUACUUCUGUCCCGAGAGAUGAGACAACUAUUGUAUCUGAAAUUGAAACUAAAGGACUGCCAAUGAGUUCAACUACUGGUGACAUAUUGUCGACUUUGGACGGAAUGACAACAACUGAUAGUUCGAGAACUUCUCCAACAGUAACACCAAAAUCUAUUGAAUCAACAGAUAAGACAACCACUUUUGCCGAGACUGAAGAACCAUUGACCGCACCUUACUACGGAAUCCAUGAACCAAACGGCGAGUCCACGAGAAUCAAUUUGAUUACAUUCAUUCCGAAAGAUAUCUCAAAAACAAGUCAACCAAUCGAUGACAAAACAACAACACAAUCGUCUAUAACUAGUACUACGGAAUCCAUGAACCAAACGGCGAGUCCACGAGAAUCAAUAGGUGUCACUAAUAAAAGCACUCAAUCAACAACUGCUUCCACCACUCCUUCAUACCCAUCCGAACUCGACGAAGGAGCCUGUGUAUACGACAACAAGAUAUACCAAUCGGCAGAACAGAUCCCACGACCACAUCCCUGUGACUUCUGUUUCUGCUUCCGGGGAGAUAUCAUAUGCCUUCAACAGACGUGUCCGCCACCGAUCGCCCGCUGCUAUGAGACACAAAUUGAAGGAUUCUGUUGUCCUCGUUAUGAAUGCCCCGUUCAGUCAACUACUAUGAAUGUGACGGUCACUACACCGACAACUGUGCCCACACAACACGUCGAGCGUAAAGGUUGUCAAAUAAGCGGAGUAUUCUAUGAGGUGGGAGAAGUGGUUCGGGCGGCGAGCGGGCCGUGUCUUGAAUGCAAGUGCGAUCACAGCGGAGUCAUGCAAUGCAACCCUAAGGUA